Lodderomyces oxycetoniae is the source of this 1029-nucleotide messenger RNA. Its product is annotated as methylglyoxal reductase (NADPH-dependent). NCBI's taxonomy places the organism in Eukaryota, Fungi, Ascomycota, Pichiomycetes, Serinales, Debaryomycetaceae. The record is from RefSeq and is a predicted model, not a curated record. The transcript has a single exon. Gene Ontology annotation, molecular function: oxidoreductase activity, acting on the CH-OH group of donors, NAD or NADP as acceptor. Bases 1 to 1029 code for a protein of 342 amino acids.
AUGGCAACUAAAGUUAUCUUAUCAGGAGCCACUGGUUUCAUUGCUCAACAUGUUGUCAAAGAAUUGCUUGACAAAGAUUACAAAGUUGUUGCAACAGUUCGAUCAUCUGGCAAAGGUGAUCAUUUGUUGAAAUUGUUCAACUCGCCAAACUUAUCGUAUGAGGUAGUAGAAGAUGUUGCACAGGCUGGAGCUUUCGACAAAGUUUUGCAAAACAACCAAGAUGCCACGAUAUUUAUCCAUACAGCAUCUCCAUUCCACUUCAAAACCGAUGAUGUUGCUAAGGACUUGCUCGAACCUGCAGUUGAGGGAACCAAAAACGCAUUGAAAGCGAUUGAGAAGUAUGGUAAAAACAUUCAAAAAGUUGUUAUUACUUCAUCCUACGCAGCUAUUGCCACAGCUAAGGAUUCAGUAGAUCCAAAAGCUGUAAUCAAUGAGAAGGACUGGAAUCAAAUUACUCGGGAAGAAGCAAUUGCCAAUCCGUUCCAUGGAUACAGAGCAUCAAAGACAUUUGCCGAGAAAGCAGCAUGGGAUUUUGUUAAGGAGCACGAGAGCAAGUUUAUUCUUUCAACGGUGAACCCUACUUUUGUGUUUGGCCCUCAAUUGUUUGACUCGGAGGUUAAAGAGAAUUUGAAUACUUCUUCUGAGGCUAUAAAUGUAAUUACCAAGUUACAGCCCGAAGAUGCAAUUCCGUCAUUUAAAGGAGGCUGGGUUGAUGUUCGUGACGUUGCCAAAGCUCAUUUGGUUGCUUUUGAAAACCCCAAAGCUGAACAUCAAAGGCUUUUGAUGAAUAGUGGAAAAUUCACUGAACAGUCCAUUGUUGAUCUUGUUCGAGAGAAAUUCCCUGAAUUGAAGAAUGUACCUAUUGGCAAUCCUGGCGCUGGAUUAAGAGCUAUUGAAGAAACCUUGGCUACUAUUGAUAACUCAAAGACAAAGGAGAUUUUAGGGUUUGAGUUGAUUGAUUUUGAAAAGUCUGUGGCCGAUUCGGUUCAACAGAUUAUUGAUGUGAGGAAAAGCAAAAGCCAGCUUUAA